AUGUUUGGCAGCGUCAAGGCACCUCCAAAUAAGGGCGGACGACCCCGUAGUAUCACUUCAGUCAUGCUCGAGGCCUUGUGCGACCAUCUGAUUGAAAAGCCUGCCUUGUAUUUGGACGAGAUGGUGAUUUUUUUGUGGGACGAAUUCGCUCUUCAAGCAACGAAAUCGAGCGUCAGUCGCGCCCUUAAGUCCAAAGGCUGGUCAAAAAAGACUGCCCGGGUCAAGGCACGAGAACGCAACCUUGACCUUCGGGACGAAUACCAUCAUUUUAUCUCAGACUUCAAGUCUUACCACCUUGUCUAUGUCGAUGAAUCUGGGUGUGAUAAAAGGAUAGGCUUCCAGCGAACGGGUUGGUCCCCCCUUGGUACUGCACCUGUUCAAGUGUCGAAAUUUCAUCGUGAUCAGCGUUAUCAGAUUCUGCCUGCGUAUGCGCAAGACGGCAUUGUUUUGUCUCGAGUAUUCCAGGGUUCAACUGACGCAUCCAUCUUUGGGGAUUUUAUCGAGCAGCUCCUCCAGCACUGUGGGAAAUGGCCCGAGCCGAAGUCUGUGCUAGUGACGGACAACGCAUCCUUUCAUCACUCGGACAGAAUUAAACAGAUUUGCUCAGAAGCUGGCGUAAAGCUAGUGUAUUUGCCUCCAUAUUCUCCUGAUUUGAAUCCUAUUGAGGAGUAUUUUGCUGAGCUGAAGGCCUUUAUCCGGCGUAAUUGGCAAUCCUACGAAGAAAAUCCAGCGCAAGAAUUCGACAACUUCCUUGAAUGGUGUGUUGACGUUGUUGGUGCGAGGGAGAAGAGCGCGGAGGGGCAUUUUCGGCACUCUGGCCUAGCUGUAGAGGUACAGCCUACUGUGGCAGCAGAGUUCGGGACUAACCUCACCGGCUAA
Penicillium digitatum Pd1 is the source of this 879-nucleotide messenger RNA. The record is from RefSeq and is a predicted model, not a curated record. Lineage: Eukaryota; Fungi; Ascomycota; Eurotiomycetes; Eurotiales; Aspergillaceae.